UUGUAUUGUUUCCUUCGUACUGUUCUGCGUGUUGGUUAUAAGGUGGUGGUGUUUUUUUCAAUAAAAACUUUAGUGCAUAUAAAAAAAAAUACAUCCACGAAAAAAAGUUAUUAUUUAACAAUUAACAAUAACAAAAACAAAGUUCAAGUGCGUGUGACUCAUUCAGUUUGAUUGAUUUAAAAACACCUCGUGAAUAUAAUAAAUUCGGUUAACAACCGAAAAAAACAUGAAUAAUUUCUCGCAUUUUGCAACCACAAAAUUGAAAUUUUGAGAAACACACAAACGAAAGACCUUUAAUAAGCAACAAUAGAAAAAAAAAAAAUUAGCUAAUAAAAAAACAAAACAACCGUGAAAAAAAGAACAACACAACAAACUUAAAUUUUUCUCUAUACAUUUUUUAUAACUGCAUAACAUUGAUAGAGAGAAAGUUUAAAUUAAUUGAAUAAAAAAAUUAUAAUUCAAACAGGAAAAAUACCUAACUUGGUUGAUUUUCCUCCAUCUAAAAGAAAUGGAAGUUUUUAACACAAAAUAUGCAGUUUUAACCAAACGCACGGACCUACGUCUUGAUCUCUGCGCCCUUCAAGAUGAAAAAGAAAACGAAAAAAUCCCUAUCGAACCUGGAACACUUGUUAAAGUCUAUGACACAACCACUGGCGGAAGCGGCAGCACAAACAACAACACUUUAAACAACAACAGUAGUAGCCAAAGCAACAGUAAUAGCAACAGCAAAACAACAUCCGUACAGAUUCUCGACUAUUUUAAUCACAAUCCAAUUAGUGAGAAUCUAUACGAGUGUCCGACAUCACAUUUGAAGCGUAUCCAUCAGGAUAUUUGGCCAUUUGGCAUAGCCAUAUCAGAUCCAACACGUCGCCUGCAAUUCUUUCUUAGUACAGAACAAUGUAAGCAUAUUCUGUAUUUGCGAGAAGGCGAAUUGGUGGCUGUGAAUGGAGCACUAUUUGGAAAUGCGAUGCGCUACGAAUGCAUUGUUCGAUAUAUUGGCCUUGUGCAGGAGAUGGGCCCAGGCUACUAUUUUGGGCUGCAAAUUAGGAGUUCAGAGAAUGUCAAUUCUCCACAGGAAUUGGAAAUCCCCUAUGUCAUCAAUUAUAUGCAAUGUGAUCCGCGAUUAGCUUUAAUCGUUUCAGCCGACUGGAUUGAACCUAUUGAUAUUAAGAAAAAAUCCUUCCCUCGAGAAUUACUUUGUGGGACAAUAGAUAAAGCCCGUUCAGCUAUUGGCCUAACAGCACGUCAAUCGACAUCUCGAAAAAGCUAUAAGAAAUCACCCACCAAAAAGGAUUCUCUACUCUUCCCGCAAUCAGAGACACAAUUUUACGUGCCUAGUCCAAGUGCAGCCGAUGAUUACGCCAGUAGCAGUGGUUGUGAAGAAGUUGACACUGCAAUGGAUCGAGGAGGACGUAGUCUAGCAACAGCACAAAAUCCAAAACAUCCACGAAAGGAUAAUAAGCCCACAACAAUAACACAUACUUUUACCAAAGAAGAAACCACGAUCUCACUUCCUGUACCACAAACUCAGCAGCAAUCCCAACCACAACAACAAGAUCAAAAAGAUAAAUCUAAUCAAAGUGACGAAGAUUUAGUUCCAUUGGAUAAUGAAGAUUACAACAAAUAUGUUGAAAACUACGAACGAAAUUUAGAACAGCGACAGCUGUACGAACAACAACAACAAAACAUUCCACCGGGUAUUUUGAAAUCCAGCAAACCUGCUCAACCUGUUGCCAAUAAUCCAGGUGGAGCAGCAACAACAACUGUGAAGAAGAAAACUGUAACAACAAGUAUUGAAGUACCUGUUAAGCCGGUAACCAUUAUGAGUCUAGAAGAUCGUGAUAUCAUUGUAAUUGAUAAGGCAGAUAUUAAAGAGUCUACAAAGAAUGAGGCAAAUGUUAUCGUUGUAGAUAACCCAAGGCAAACAAAAGAAGUUGAUUUGGCCGAUUUGUUAGGUGGCAAUUGGCCAAAUAAUGCUGGUGACGCUGCUAUGGUAUUGAAUACAACAGCACUAGCAGAUCAAAAUAACAAAUUGACGAAUAUGAGUAAUGGUGGGGCCAAUACGACAACAACUGCGAAUGCUGCUGCUGGUGGCAGUGUUGUUUAUGUCAGCAGUAGUAGCAAUAGUAGUGUGAGUAGCAUGAAUCAGAAAAUAGAUAGUAGGAGUAAGUCAGCCAAUCCAAUAUCGCAUUUGGUUGGGACGAAAAGUUUGGAUCGUAAGAAUCGGGAUCCACAUUGGGCGCAUUCAGAUUUGGCAACAAUUUCGGGAACUUCAACAUCCACAGGAAUAGGAAGUGGAACGGGUGAUGGAAUGAAAAAGGAAAAGAAGUUGAGAAAUACAAUCGAACCACUGUACGAUAAUGUCAACACACUUCCAGCGGUACCGCAAAGCAUUGCUCUUGCCUCACCUGAAGAGGAAUUUAUUCAAGCUUCGCCAAUGCACGAUGUCCCUGGGACCAAUUUGGGAGUUGGAUCAAUGGUUGAGGUAUCAACCGAAACAAGUGAAGAUCUGUACGGAGUAAUAAGAUGGAUUGGAUGUCCACCGAGUACAAAGACUGUUAUGGUAGGAGUUGAGUUAGAGGAUGAACAGGAAGACAAGCGAUUGCCACUAACCGAUGGUGUUUAUAAUGGAGCCAGACUCUUCAAAUGCCAAGAAGGACGAGCAUUGUUCUUGCUGCCAAAUCAAGUAGCAAAAGAUAGACGGUUUGUAGAAAUUGACACACCACAAGGAGCUGCCAAAUCAGCUGCAAAGACAUUAGACUCGAAAAUGUUUGGCCAAGUGGAAUGUCCAUCUGUGCCAGGAGCAGUUUCACCAUUGAAAAUAUACAAUUUGGAUGAACUAGAAGAGAUGUGUGGCAAAUUUAAAGGAAUUCAAGGACAUCAUAAUUCUUGUUACUUGGAUGCAACACUAUUUUCGAUGUUUACAUUUACAAGUGUAUUUGAUUCAUUAUUGUUUAGACCACCGGAACCAGAAGACAUAUCACAUUAUGAAGAAGUACAAAAAGUCCUUCGAGAAGAGAUUGUAAAUCCUUUGAGAAAGAAUAUGUUUGUUCGAGCAGAUCGUGUUAUGAAAUUAAGGCAAUUACUUGAUAAAUUAAGUUCUGUAAGCGGAUUAACAAGCGAAGAGAAAGAUCCUGAAGAGUUUUUAAAUAGUUUAUUGGCGCAGAUAUUAAGGGCUGAACCAUUUCUUAAGUUAAGUUCCGGCCAAGAUGCCUUCUAUUAUCAACUUUUUGUUGAAAAAGAUGAACGUCUUUCAUUUCCCUCAGUUCAACAAUUAUUCGAGCAGAGCUUCCUUUCAUCCGACAUUAAAUUGAAAGAAGUACCAUCAUGCCUUAUCAUACAAAUGCCAAGAUUCGGUAAAAAUUUUAAAAUGUAUCCGAGAAUACUUCCAUCGCAAGUACUUGAUGUUACUGAUAUUAUUGAAGACUCACCUCGCCAAUGUUCUGUUUGUGGAAAAUUGGCCGAGUACGAGUGUAAAGAAUGUUUUGGUAUUUUACAAUGUGGCGUUGGCUUAGAGAGUACUGCAUUUUGUAGAAAAUGCCUAGAGACUGUUCAUUCCCAUGCAAAGAGAGCAAAUCACACACCCAAGGAGAUCUCGGUUCCCCAUGAUUUCAAAAUAAUGGUUGAACAUUUAAAUGUUCCACGAUUGUUUAUGGAACUAUUUGCAGUCGUGUGCAUUGAAACUUCCCAUUAUGUAGCUUUUGUUAAAGCUGGUUCAGGUCUUGAUGCACCAUGGUGUUUCUUCGAUUCCAUGGCUGAUCGAAAAGGUGAACAAAAUGGAUAUAACAUCCCCGAAAUGAUAUCUGUUCCCGAUCUGCCACAAUGGCUAUCAGAAGAAGGAGCUCGAGCAGUAAAUGAAACAUCAUCAAAUGACAAAAUGUUACCGGAGCAUGCCAAACGUUUAUUUUGUGAUGCAUACAUGUGUAUGUAUCAGAGUACAGAUGUAAUGAUGUAUCGUUAGGAAUAAGUAUUUAAACAAAAAUUAACUAAUAAAUUAUUAAUUUACAAUGCAAACAAACACACACAUACACCAUUAAUAAAUUAUGAUAUAAUGAAAUAUUAAAAACAUUUUUAGAAUACAUAGUAUCCAAUUGUGAACACAUAUAGUUGAACUAAGCUGUAGAAACUUAUUUAUUAUACGAGUAACGAUAACAAAAUUGAAUGCAAAGCAUAAUAAUUAAUUUAUUAAUAAUAAUAAUAACAUACAAACAAUAUUUUUUGUCGUAUUGUUACCUACUUUUAAAAAUUUUACAUUUAAGUCAAUAUAUAUAUACACCA
This is a messenger RNA of Episyrphus balteatus (marmalade hoverfly), 4278 nucleotides long. It is a transcript of the gene CYLD, whose product is annotated as ubiquitin carboxyl-terminal hydrolase CYLD. Gene Ontology annotation, cellular component: cytosol. Gene Ontology annotation, biological process: protein K63-linked deubiquitination. NCBI's taxonomy places the organism in Eukaryota, Metazoa, Arthropoda, Insecta, Diptera, Syrphidae. The transcript is spliced from 11 exons. The record is from RefSeq and is a predicted model, not a curated record. Gene Ontology annotation, molecular function: cysteine-type deubiquitinase activity; K63-linked deubiquitinase activity. Bases 509 to 3961 code for a protein of 1150 amino acids.